AUGCCCAAUACAAAUCCGGACAUCGAAGAGUUAGACAUGGAAUCGUUGGAUGUCGAAGGGGUAACCAGCCCUCCUGCUGGCCACCUGCUCCCGGCCGAUUGGUCCUUGCGCGCAAUAUACGUCCGGCACAAACUCUACGCAAGAGUCCAGUACGCUGCCGACAGCCACAGAACCGCCAAAGAAGCCCCUACCUACAGGAUGGUUGACACGGACUCAUAUCUGGCCCCAUUCCAGCUCAGUGUUUCCCAAUUGACGCAAUUCGACUUCGCUUCAUUCAAACGUUGGGUCAUGCAUCAGUCCAUGCAACAGGCUGGGGCAAGCAUGCCUCAUCUGAUCAACAUUGUGUCCGUUUACGCCGACUUCAUGGACAUUUUAACUUGGAAAUAUGCCAUCAAUCAGUCGGCCAAGGUGCCCAUGAAAGUACUCGACUCAAACAGGUUUAGCACGUUCCAGGCGGAACUUCUAGAAGCGCCGCCGAAGAACCAAGUCUGGAUUUCCCUUGAGAUGGAUACAAAGGCAAUCUCUCUCCAAUCCAACACUUUCCUGACCUUAAUAUGCAACAGGGGCAGAGGCUUACCCGGUCUUGCGAUCCGGACAGACCAACCCGCCAAAUGUCAUGAAGACACCAAAUACACAAAGCCAACCAACAGACGCCGCAUCUCCGCGUCUCCCGCCCCAGCCGCCCCAGCCGUCGCAGCCAUCGCAGCCGUCGCAGCCGUCCCGGCGGAUGAAGAUAUGUAUUCUUGGCCACCCCACACUUACAAGAGCUGCGCGUCUCCUGCCCCGACCGUCCCUGGUGUUUCUGUUGCCGCAGCUCCAGCUCUCCCAGCCGCCUCUACCGCCCCAGCCGUCGCAGCCGUCCCGGCGGACGAUGACAUCACUCCCAGCCGCGUCUACCCCCCCACCCAUCCCCGCCGCGGCGGCAACCCCAGAGGUCCCAGCAACCCAAACGUUACCAGCCCUCAAUGCCACUCCAGGCGCAUCAACCGGCCAAGCCACCCCAGCCGUCCCUGCGGUGACUGCGGCCUCCGAUAUAACUAUUGA
This is a messenger RNA of Puccinia triticina, 1044 nucleotides long. RefSeq lists its product as uncharacterized. The record is from RefSeq and is a predicted model, not a curated record. NCBI's taxonomy places the organism in Eukaryota, Fungi, Basidiomycota, Pucciniomycetes, Pucciniales, Pucciniaceae. Bases 1 to 1044 code for a protein of 347 amino acids. The transcript is spliced from 3 exons.